UAGGCUGUAACUAGAAUGUUUUUUUUUAUGAAUGAAAUUAUGUGAAAUUAGUCAUUCAUAGGCAUUUCAAAUAACUAAUUACUAGUUAAGUGGAAAAAACAAAAAAUAUUGAUUCCACAUAUUCCUAUGAGAUGAAUGAGAAAAAAAAAAUCAUUCAUGAUAAAAAGAAGAGGAAUGAAAAGAAUGGAUGGAAUAAAAUAAUUUGAAUAUAGUUUAAAAAAACAAAUACAUAUAUCAUUUUUUUAAUUUCUGAAAUUAUCACUAUUCCAUUUCAUUUUAUUCUAUUUAUUUCAUACAUUCCUAGAUCAAGUUUCCAGUUACAGCCUUAAUCUCGUCUAAGUUUGAAACUAGCCGUUACUAAUACCUUAUGACAAAAGCAUCAUUCCCAUUGAAACUCGAAUUAGGGUCACAAUAGAACUAAUUCAUUGGACUAAACUAGUAAACCAAUGCACCUUUGGUUAUUAAUAUAUAUUUCGAUUUAUACUUUUCCAUGGUAAAAUAUAAAAGUGUUCUUAAAUCAUUCAAAGAACAAAGCCCUUCAAUAUCUCCCAUACAUUUCUAAACAAAUCUCUUUCUUAUACCUAACCUCUCCUUCUUUCAUGCUUCUCUCUUUUCUCUCGUCCAUACAUUUUCAAUACAUAUACGCGAGUUUGCUUCCAAUAAUCAUAUUUUCGCAUUCCCCCACACACACAUAAAAGAACCGUUUGAAUUUUGUUGUUGUUGCAUUGAUCGGAAUAGAGAGACAUGGGUCGGGUGAAACUAGAGAUAAAGCGAAUAGAGAACAACACGAAUCGCCAAGUUACGUUCUCUAAACGACGAAAUGGUUUGAUAAAGAAAGCUUAUGAAUUGUCUAUUCUUUGCGACAUUGAUAUUGCUCUCCUCAUGUUUUCUCCUUCUGAUCGUCUUAGCCUCUUUUCCGGCAAAACAAGGGUUGAAGAUGUUUUCACAAGAUUUAUCAAUCUUCCUGACCAAGAACGAGAGAAUGCUCUAACAUUUACCGAUCAGAGCCGUCGCCCAGAUUUCCAAAGCAAAGAGUAUCUACUGCGGACUUUGCAGCAACUCAAGACCGAGAAUGACAUUGCUCUUCAACUCACCAACCCUUCGGCUAUCAACUCGGACGUCCAGGAGCUUGAGCAAGAAGUUUAUAGACUACAACAACAACUGCAUAUGGCAGAGGAAGAACUAAGGAAGUACGAACCAGAUCCAAGCAGGUUUACAACAAUGGAGGAGUACGAAGCCUCUGAGAAGCAGCUCAUUGAGACCUUAACACAUGUGACUCAACGACGGGAACAUAUAUUGAGUGACCAGUUAUCUUCAUACGAAACAUCAGCUAUGCAACACCAAAACAUGGGUGGACCUUUUGUAAAUGACGUCGCUGGAGGCUGGCUGGCUGAAAAUGGGCCUAUUCAAACCCAAUUAUUCGACGCAUCAGCCAAUUCAGCUAUUUAUGAAACGUUGUUGCAAGGAAGUAGUUCAAGCUCGAACCAAAACAACAACAUGAGUGAAUGUAACGUGACCAAUCAUAAUGGUGACAUGUUCCAAGAAUGGGCCCAAGCUUAUACUUCUACUACGGGCCUCAAUCCGUCGGCCUUGUUUCCCCCUAUGCAGCAUCAGCAUGGAGUGGUGAAUCCCAAUAUAAAGGAAAGUGAUAUACCGGUUAUAACGAGGGAGGCACCAGCAGACCACGAAGUCUCCGACUAUGAUAUCAGAAUGCCGCAGCUCAGUAGCCAAUAAUCUCCAAGAGAUUUCAAUUUACCAAUAAAUUAUUUACGUAUUUAUACGAUUAUAUAUAUAAUAAGAUUAUACUUUGCUUUGCCCUGGAGGCCAUGACUGAAAACUUUUUUUUUUUCGUAAAUGCUGAAACUUGUUUUCUCUCAUUUGUAUAUAAAUAUUUCAUGAAAAAAACAGUUUUUUGUGCGACUCAUGAAAUAGCGUUUAAUCGUAUUUGUUUAUUAUUUACGUAAAAUCGUAUGAAAGGAGAAAAAUAAUGAAUUAGAUUUUUUUAGUUUAACUUUAAGAGUGAAUUAUUAUUUGGCUUUUUUUUUUGAAUUAGUAUUUGGCUAUUUCACUCGAUGAUUUAUCUUCCUCGCGUUGUUGGCAAACUUUUGAAAGUUAUUUCAAUGACACAUAAAAAAUCAAUUACGGGUUCAUUUUGGUAAGAAAUCCAAUCAUUAUCUCCACAUUUUCUUUUCCUUGCUUAUAUCUCACACUAUAAGAAAAAUCUUGACUUCCUUUUGGAAGAUAAAGAAACAAUGUAUUUCACUUUGGGAAUAUUAAUAAGAAUAUGGUUCAGUCCAUAAGUAGUUUAUUAAUUUCUGUUAUUGUACUCCUAAUUUAAGUCUACAAAUGAUAAUGAUAUAUAAUCAUUGUCAUAUAUUUAUUUGGUAUAUGCAACUAUUAUUCACUGGCAUUACAUGUUACGAAUUGACCAAAAAAGAUAGUGUAACGAGCUAUUCCCCAUAACAAAUUUUAUUUUAACGAAUGCUUACAACAAUUUUUAUGUGGCAUGUAGAUAUAUAAAAGAAUAGUGAGAAAAUAAUAAAAUAUAAAAUAUGAUGUAAAUGAAUAUUUUUUUGGGGAUUUAGUCAACAUUUCAUGUUUCUAGUUUUGAAAAAUUGUUUAUAUAUGUCUAUUCUUUUUUUUUGAGCAACAUAUAUGUCUAUUCAAUUCUGAAAUUUUCUGUAAACAUAAUAACUAAAUAUAUUAGUGGUAUAUUUGUAAUAUAUUAUAUUUAUAACUUAUUUUUUAUUUUCUUUGAGAUAUAUAAUUAUCUAUUUAAACUAUGUAUGCCACAUCAGCACUAUGAAUUUAGACUUUUUUACUUUUAAUUUAAUAUAUAAGGGGAAUCGUUCUCUCAAUCAGGACAAUUGUUAACCAUGUCUUUUCGAGGCGAUAGAAUCGAUGAUGAAACGCCUCUCUUCUGGAGUCCGGAAUAUAUUUUCGAGUUACCGGAACCAUGUCUUCCAUUAAGGGUAUACUUCUUCUUUGCCUCUCAUGGUUAGAUUUCUUAUAUCAUUCAUUGUCAUUUAUGAUAUAACUGUUGGAUAUAAGUGAUCUACAGGAUAGCCUGCAAAAAGUAUUUGAAUUGCAAACUGAAAAAACUUAUGAAGUAUGUUAAGUAUUGUAUUAGACUGGAUUUGGCCAUGUCUCUGUCUAUACAAUAAAUGAAACUAGCCCUUAGUGUUCCUUCAACAGUCAGAUCUAAUCCCAAAUCUAAACACCACAAAAUCCACUUUGGCUAGGAUAAAAAUUUGCUUUUCUGGAAUCAUUUAUCGCUUCUUCUUCUUUUAGUUUCUGGAUGUAACUAUACCUUUAUUUUUCAGAGAUGGUAUCCAAAUUUUUUUUAAAAAAGAUAUAUAAAUCAAAGUAGAUAAUGAUACUUGGCUAAUAAUUCUCUUUUUGGGGUAUAUUAUGUCAGCAGCCACAAAAUCACCAACACCAAGCCCUUCAUGGACAACAACAAGGCAUUUCGCAUGAGUCUUGGUUACGAGGAAAUCUAGUAAAUGUGCGUUCAAGGGUACGACAAUUUUUCUUCAGUCAACCCAUGCUAAGUUCGGAAGAUCCGAGCCUUUUUACAAUGAACCAAAUAGGGAUGGGUCAACGAAUCGGACAAGGAAAUGGAGUUGAACACCCAACUAUGUCUUAUUUUCAUGAGUUUCCAAAUCAUCUUCAAGAGUAAAUUCUUUAAUUGAUUACAGAACAUUUUAAUUUCUUAUUAUGUAAUAUAAUAACUAAAAAUAUUAAUUGAUGCAGGAUACAAGAAGUAAGUUCUGAUGCAUUUGGUUCACUGUUUCCUCAACGCUUCCAUCGUUUUUCAGAUGAUAACCUUCCAGUUAUCACCACAAACACAACAGCAACUUCUCUAAACAGAGUAGGUCACAUUAAUUGUAUUUUAUUUUAUUCUGUUAAGAACAAUUAUUUUAAUUUAGGCAUCGAUAGACCAACAUAAAUGUCUUAAAAUUAUUGGAAAAAAUGUCUUAAAAUUAAUAUUCUAGUUAACUAACUCAUUGGUUCAUCUGCCGCAGCAACAACAGUGUCUUUGUGCUCAUACUCUUUCAACUAGGUACGUUAUGAAAUAUAACUCCAUGUUAAUUUAACAUACAAAUUUACUAAUUGUCUUCCAUCUGAAUGGUUUAGAGAGCCUCUGUUAAGCAACCGAAAUCAUAAUUAUUAUGAUUUGAAUCAAACAGAGCAUUCAAGUCACAUAGGCCCGAGCAAUCUCAUUCCAAAUGGGUACUAACACUCGAAUGUUACAUAAUUAUAUGCCUCAUCAGACGUAUGUCCCAAUCACUUCGGCUUUUACCAUAAAUGGACAGCAACUGCCCCCAUCGGUUUUAGCCAUUCGGCGUAAUGAAGCUCACAAUCUAAGGACGGUUAACAAUUCAGCUAGGUAAAAUCAUUUCUCUUUGUCUGUCAUAUAUUUUUUUUUCUUUUUAUGACACAUGAGAAAACUAAUUGGUUUUCAUGUUCCUGACUUCUAUGUUUCAAAACUCCAAAUUUAUAUUUUGGAUCUCAUUU
Brassica rapa (field mustard) is the source of this 4518-nucleotide messenger RNA. Its product is annotated as agamous-like MADS-box protein AGL66. Gene Ontology annotation, molecular function: protein dimerization activity; RNA polymerase II transcription regulatory region sequence-specific DNA binding. Gene Ontology annotation, biological process: positive regulation of transcription by RNA polymerase II. The record is from RefSeq and is a predicted model, not a curated record. Lineage: Eukaryota; Viridiplantae; Streptophyta; Magnoliopsida; Brassicales; Brassicaceae.